AAGCGGAAUGUGUCAUUGUUGUCAAAACGAUCGCAGGCAGCUGCUACAAACAAACAAUUUUUAUUGUACAAUAAACAUGUGCUAACAAUUUCUUUGUUGAAAAAUAGUGACCAAAGACCUGUAAACAGUCGGCAGCGCAAAGGGAAAUAUGUGGUGAGCCUGCCGCCGUGCAUUGACCACCGCCACUAUGCAGGGUUAUCUGCGACGCGAUUAGAUAACGGCGCAAAGUGUCCGAUUUAAUGUUAUCAAUAGGAGAGCCUUCUUCAGUUUUAUGUAAUUUUGGGACCUGCCAGGGUAUUCCGCUGGCUUAUGCUUUCGUGUGAGAAGUGGUAACGCGGUGCGUCGACCGGACCGGAAUACAAACUAUUUGCGCGAACGCAUUUCAACUGGAACGUGGCUUAGGCUGAUAGGGGCUGCAACUAUUUAUAGUUGAUAUCUAUUUGUAGUUUGAACCGUGCACUGCCCAACGUUCCGUUAAACAAAGAGCGUUGAGUUCGUUUUCUGUGCGCAUACAUGUGAAACAGGCCAGACGCGUGGUGCGGUUCAGACGGUACACGUAGCAUUGGAUUCAAUUCCGUUCGCUUCACAACAAUUCGAUAGCAAUAGUUUGCGAAGAUCGACGAAGAUCGGAGUAAAUAGUCCGUACGAAGGGGCUAACAUAUGCUUUGUCAUCGUCAGUGUGUGUUCAGCGAACGGGCAAUUAUCAGCAAUGGAGAGAUUAAAGAACUGUUUACUCAAAAAACCAUCCAAAAACGAUCUGGACGAUGGUCUGGAAACGGCCGCUGAGUACACGGAACGCUGGACGUCGGUGCGAAUCAUCUACUACACCAUGUUUCUCAUGUCGCUCGGAUUCAGCAUCAUCCUCACGGGCGUGUGGCCAUACCUCGACAAGCUAGAUCCUCACGCCGGCAAAGAGUUCCUGGGAUGGAUAGUGGGUGCCAAUCCGGUCGGACAAAUGAUCUUCAGCCCGCUGGUCGGAUGGUGGGGCAAUCGGCUUGGUUCGAUCCGGCUGCCCCUGCUCUGCUCGCUGGCGCUAUUUUCCAUCGCUAGCGGCAUCUACGCCUGCCUCGAGCUGUUCCCAACUGAUCAAAAGUAUUGGAUGCUGUACUCGCGCUUCCUCAUCGGCGUCAGCUCGUCCAGUGUGGCCGUGUGCCGGUCGUACCUGUCGGCGGCCACCAAGGUCAAGGAACGGACCGGUGCCGUAUCGAUGGUAUCGCUCGCGCAAACGCUAGGAUUUAUCGUGGGCCCCGUGCUGCAGGGCGCCGUAACGAUGUUCGGCGAAGAUGGACUGCCGCUGGUGAAAAACAAAUUGCACCUCAACAUGUACACGGCCACUGGGUGGAUAAACGUUUUGAUGGGAAUUUUGAACUUUUGUCUGUUUCUGCCGUUCGUGUUCAAAGAGAAACGAAUCGCGGCCCUCGAAGCCAUGAAACAGCAGGGCAUGCAGUCGGAGAAGGAAACGUGGAAAUCGAUGAAACCGGAUUAUUUAUCCGCCUGGACGCUGAUAUCUGCCUUUUUCAUUCUGGUGUUCAAUUUCGUGUUUCUCGAAACACUGGCCACACCGUUGACGAUGGAUAUGUUCGCGUGGACGAAAGCCGAAGCCUUAUAUUACAUGGCAUGGAUUAUGGCGGUCGGAGCCAUACUGGCCAGUGCCAUGUUCCUGAUGAUUGAUCCAUUAUGCAAGCGAUUCCCAGAGCAGCAAGUUCUCAUUUGGGGUGGCUUUUUCCUCAUGGUGUUGGGACGCGCGGUUUACAUACCGAUGAGUGACACGCCGCCAAAGUUGGCACUUCCAGAAAAUGCAACACUCGCGUCGCUGCGCAUGGAGGACGAUGUGACGACGUACGUGUACGGAUCGAAUUUUACAAACGUUUGGUCCAAUCUGACCAGGGUGGACUUUGAUUACAGUGGACCUAUUCCCACAGCGGGCACAGAAACGUUGGACGGUGGUAUCGACGCGCUAGGCUGUCCACCAUCGCAGGAAUGGUGUAAAACUACGCGCGGUAUGACCAUUAGCCAAUUUCUGGUUGGUUAUGCGUUCACGGCCAUCGGGUAUCCGAUCGGUGUGACGCUGAUUACAACCAUCUUUUCGAAAGUGCUAGGACCGCGUCCUCAGGGCACAUGGAUGGGCAUCAUGACGGGCUCGGGGUGUCUAUCGCGAGCACUGGGGCCGGUAUUUUUAUCUACAAUCUACACCAAGUACGGACUAUACUGGACCUUUGGCAGCACGGCGGUAAUGAUGGCGGCCACCAUGAUGUGGCUAUGGCAAAUGAGAGAAAGACUAGUGCCGAUCCCUUACGAAGCAAGCUGUAGAGGAGAGGAGCUCGUGUCGGUGAUCACGAAAGGAGAUCAAGCGUCGGAAGAAAAAAAGACAACCGAAGACGGUGGCGAUCAGCUUAACGGUAAUUCAAAAGACAGCAGCACUCCCGGCGAUAGCUGAUCCCUUCGCGGAACGGCUGAUCAUGUAGCUGCAGGGAAACGAAUUGCUCAGUUUAUACACAUAUAUAAUCUAUUCAGCGUUAAGGAGCGGCGUGUUCGUUGUGAUAUUUUCCUCGUUGGUAAGCGAACCGUAUACAAUUAGGUAGCCGUUUUGUGAAAGCAUUCAGCAGUGAAUGAAACGAAAUCGCACAAAAAACAGU
Molecule: messenger RNA, 2636 nt
Organism: Anopheles gambiae (African malaria mosquito)
Lineage: Eukaryota; Metazoa; Arthropoda; Insecta; Diptera; Culicidae
Product: major facilitator superfamily domain-containing protein 8
Exons: 5
Coding region: 710-2437 (575 amino acids)
Biological process (GO): transmembrane transport
Cellular component (GO): lysosomal membrane
Molecular function (GO): transmembrane transporter activity
Source: RefSeq, a predicted model, not a curated record